UCCAUCUCCUCCCGGUUUUUUUGAGGCAGGGUCUCUCACUUGAACCCAGACCUUGCCAACUUGGCUAGUCAGCUUGCUUCUAAGGGCUGGAAUUGCAGACCAGCCAGGAAUCCUGCCUCUGGUUUCUAAGGGCUGGGAUUGCAGACCAGCCACCCUGCCCCACAUUUAUGUGGACCUCGGGGAUUUGAACUCUAGUCCUCAUGACCUUUACCCACUGAGUCAGUUCCACAGCUUCAGCUCGGCAUCCCAUCCUGCCUUCCUACCCCAGUCAGCCUAUUGAGAAAGUCCCUCACAGACACACCCAGAGGUCUGUCUCUCAAGCUAACCAUCACAGGCUUACCAGCCCCUCCUGGAGCUCAUCAUUCUGACCUAGAGGAUCUUUUGAAAGAGAAGGUGGAGUCAGGAACAAGAGGCUGGGGCAGUUUGACAGGAUCCGCAUGGGAAACGCUGAAUCACCGUGAGGACUUAGUUGUCCUUAAACCCCGAAUCGCUAGCCAAUCCCUGCGAUCAACGCCGACUGGGAUUCCACAGAAAAUGGGAGGAGGUCUAAGUUCACGCCCACACUUAGACGCUCCUGGAAUUUUGUUUCUGAAUUCGGUCUCGUGGGGAGAGGAUUUGCAUCGCUCUAGACCCAUAUAGGUCUACCUACAUACUUGGGAAAACCAAAAAGGCCGGCAGUGCUGGCUCCUGUAGGUGUGCGGAUUACAUACAAAACGGUCCUGUAAACGCAAGCCUGCUCUCCCACGUGGGUGCGCACGGAGACCUCCAGACGCGCAGAGCUCGCCCACACCUGUCAAGUCUCCUCCCAGGCUCUGUUCCCUAAAGCAGGCAACCGGGAAUCGGCGCUACAGCGGCUCAGCGUUAAGUAACCUCAGUGCAGAAGCAAGUUCCCCAGAAGCAAGCAUUUACAUUUUGCACAAAACGACGGGCUCCGGUCCAAGAAAAUUACGUAGACUUGUUUUCCUCCUUUUGAGGUUUUCCCAAAAUAGUUGCUUCCAUCCGACUGCCAAGAGUCCUGCUGACCCCUUCCGAUUUCUUUGGGAGCAGGUCUCUGACCCACACACAGCUCCGAGCUCGGAUGACUACCUCGGCGGGCUUGAGGAAAGAGGCGGACCCUUCGGGAACAGAUGGCCCCUCCUCGGAGGGGAGGGACCGACGCCCAGGGCCUUGUUCUCUAGCAGUCGCUGCGCCGGGUCCCAGAACUUAGUCCUGCGCCACGAUUCUAACCACGCGUGGCCCGCUGCGCAGCCGGCCCUGCAAGCCGGUGAUCCGCGUGUCCCUCCGAUAUGUCAUCCUGCAGCCGCGUGGCGCUGGUGACCGGGGCUAACAAGGGCAUAGGCUUCUCCAUCACGCGUGACCUCUGUCGGAAGUUCUCCGGGGACGUGGUGCUCACCGCUCGGGACAAGGCGCGUGGCAAGGCGGCGGUGCAGCAGCUGCAGGCGGAGGGCCUGAGCCCGCGCUUCCACCAGCUGGACAUCGACGACCUGCAGAGCAUCCGCGCCCUGCGCGACUUCCUACGCAGGGAGUAUGGGGGACUUAACGUGCUGGUCAACAACGCGAGCAUCGCCUUUAGAAUGGAUGAUUCAACACCCUUCGACAUCCAAGCAGAGACAACACUGAAGACGAACUUCUUCGCCACUAGGAAUGUCUGCACGGAGUUACUGCCCAUCAUGAAGCCACAUGGGAGAGUGGUGAACAUCAGCAGUCUACAGGGGUCAAAGGCUCUUGAAAACUGCAGUGAAGAUCUUCAGGAAAAGUUCCGAUGCGACACCCUUACAGAAGGGGACCUGGUCGACCUCAUGAGAAAGUUUGUGGAGGACACCAGAAAUGAAGUCCACGAGAGGGAAGGUUGGCCAGACUCAGCCUACGGGGUGUCCAAGCUGGGGGUGACGGUCCUUUCAAGGAUCCUGGCCCGGCAACUGGAUGAGAAGAGGAAAGGAGACAGGAUUCUACUCAAUGCCUGCUGCCCGGGAUGGGAGGGCUCCAGGACCGCGGAGGAGGGGGCUGAAACCCCUGUUUACUUGGCCCUCCUGCCUCCAGAUGCCACUGAGCCUCAGGGCCAGCUGGUCUGUGACAAAGUCGUGCAAACAUGGUGAACAUCUGCUCUGACUUAAUGUGUAGUAAACGCUGGCGAGAAGUGAACAGAGACUGACGUAGUUUGACCCUCUCUGCACAUUGAGAAGGAAGGGCCCUUUGUACCUGUGUGGUUCCACAAUCGAAAUCUGAAACGAUUUGCUGUGUCCAAACUCUUUUCGGUCCUUAAUUUUACAUCCAGUCAAUUGGUCCUGCUUUGUUUUUCAAAUAAAAAAAAAAAGGUUUGCUUU
Molecule: messenger RNA, 2324 nt
Organism: Microtus ochrogaster (prairie vole)
Lineage: Eukaryota; Metazoa; Chordata; Mammalia; Rodentia; Cricetidae
Gene: Cbr3
Product: carbonyl reductase 3
Molecular function (GO): carbonyl reductase (NADPH) activity
Source: RefSeq, a predicted model, not a curated record